CCCCCCCCCCCUCCCCCCCCUCCUCCUCUAAUACCAGUAACCACCUCUCCAUCCUAUAUCUACACUUCUUCUCCUCACCUACUCAUACAUUCCCUCAAUAAUGUCAUCUCGAUACCCUUCCAAGGCCCUCCUCUACCUGGUCUUUGGAUACCUCCUCGCAUGGCUCUCGACUGCCUAUGCGGAUAUCACCUGCGCAUCCCCCAACAGCGGGACCUACACAACUGGAAGCCCCAUCAGUCUAUCCGUGAGCUCGGACGGGAAGAGCCCCACUGUCGCAGAUAUCAAAUCCAUGACAGCCACACUUUACUGCACCAGUGGGGUCCAGGCUGCCACGGUCGAGAUCGCCAACUGGGCAGCGCCCUAUGUCUGGACGCCCAUCUCGAAUACGUCCACGGUUGUCGGCGGAGGGGGCAACGGAACAUGCGCGGGGAAUGGGUUCUAUGUCCGAUAUUCGGGGCAGCUGAAAUUCUCGCUCAACCUGUUCGACCCAAAGACGUUCACGGCGUCUUGUACGAACAUCCAGAUCAAUCCGGCGCCGGUGCCGACGACGACAACGACGACAACGACAACGACGACGACGACGACGUCGUCCACGUCCACACGGGAGACCAGUACUUCGUCGGGCACUGUUUCGCCAACGCCCACGGACUCGGAUAAGAAGGAGGGCUCGGGACCAAAGUCGUCUGUGAUUGUGAUCGUGGCUAUCGUCGCAGGAUUGAUCUUGUUCCUAGUCGCAUUCGGGACAUGGUGGUACCUUCGAAAACAACGCAUCCAGCGCAUGGAGAACGCGAUCAUGCCCUGGUCCAGUGAAACCAACAAUCCCUUCACAAAAGUCCCCUCCAUGGACGGCGGACGUCGCUCGCCCCCCGCCAACGAGACCACAGCCACCGCCGCCGCUGCUGUAGGUGCUGUAGGUGGUGCUGGUGGUGCCGCGUACGGGAUGAACAAAGCGCAGCCCCAGGUCCCUCAACCCUCCCAUGGAUACUACCAAGACGACGGAUAUGGAUAUGUCCAACAGAGUCCAGGGGGCGGAUACGGGCAUCAGCAAGGAGGGUACGAAGGGACGAACGGAUAUACCAACCCUGAGGAUGAUUACUAUAACCCGUACUACGUACAACAAGCUCAGGGGUAUGCUGGGGCGGCCGGGGCCGGGGGGGCCUAUUACAGCGGCAAUAACAAUAACAGCAACAACGGCAACAGGGCAUUACCCCCUUAUCAACAACCAGGGGGAGCACAUUACCCACCACCGCCACCUCCGGUGUCGGGCAGUUCACAGCAUGGGAUGAUGAGUCCAAUGUCGGCCCCGAAUACGGCUUCAUCGACAAAUUUGUCGUUGUCGUCUUCGCCAUUGCUCCGUCGGUCGCCUCAGAUGAUCGUCCCAGAGAAGGGGGAGGGUAUCUUGCCGGAGAUGGGGUCCAAGAGUGAGGCACAGGAUAUCCCGAUGAAGGAUCUGAGAGCAUAGCAUAGCCUUUUUUUUU
Molecule: messenger RNA, 1478 nt
Organism: Gamsiella multidivaricata
Lineage: Eukaryota; Fungi; Mortierellomycota; Mortierellomycetes; Mortierellales; Mortierellaceae
Exons: 2
Coding region: 101-1462 (453 amino acids)
Source: RefSeq, a predicted model, not a curated record